Molecule: messenger RNA, 2487 nt
Organism: Candida tropicalis MYA-3404
Lineage: Eukaryota; Fungi; Ascomycota; Pichiomycetes; Serinales; Debaryomycetaceae
Gene: MNN4-4
Product: Mnn4-4p
Exons: 1
Coding region: 1-2487 (828 amino acids)
Source: RefSeq, a predicted model, not a curated record
AUGUCAUUACUUAAUAUGGUGCCUUCUUCAAAGAGGUCAUAUAAGUUAAUCAAAUUUAUCAUCAUCAUCAUUGCUUUCUUCAACAUUGUUUAUUUCACUUUACUCAGCACAAAUACCAAGAAUAUCAAUACCUCAUCAAUAAACAAGUUCCUAUUUGAUUCAAAAGAAUCUUCAUCAUCAUCAUCAUCAUCAUCAUCAUCAUCACAAUCCAAACAACAACAGUCGCCAUCAUUAUCAUCAACCACUACAACAUCAACAGCAGCAAAUAUUGUCAUUGAAUCACAAAUCAUUAUACCCGAUUAUUUUAAUAAUGAAAAAUCAACUGAAGAAAUCCAGUUCAAUAAACAAUUGAAUUCAAAAUUUGAACAAAUUAGAUCUGAACCAAAUAAAUAUUUCAUGGUUAAUUCAAAAUUAACUCAACCUAAAACUUCAAUUGAAAUUAAAAAAUUCAUGAAAAAAUUUGAAGAUUCAACUAGUUGGAUUAAUAAAAAUGAAUUAUUCUACGAUCCAAGAUUCACUUUAUCAAUUUAUUUAAAUGAAUUGAAAUUAAAAUAUAAAGAAUUGAGUCAAUCCAAUAAAAAUAAUAAAAAUGUAUUUGUUGGUAAUAAAAUUAAUUCAAAUGAAGUUCCAGCCAUUAGUUUACCUUUUAAUUGGGUCGAUUGGAUGGAUUUAACCGUUUUAAAUAAUCAACUUUCAAAACCAAUUGAUCAAAGAAUUAAUUGUCAAGAUAUUUCAAAAGAUUCUCAUAGAAAUCCCGAUGUUUCUUAUUUUUGUAAAAAUAAUGAAGAUGUUUUAAAUGAAAAAUGGGAAGAAUUGUUUAAUGCUGGUUUUAAAUCAAAAUCUCAAUUCCCUGGUUUUAUCAUUCAUGAACAUGAACAAUACGAUCAUUAUUGUUCAAAUGAUUAUAGAGUAUUACAAGCUAAAAGUUAUGCCAUGACCCAUUUAUUAAAUCCUUUAAAAGUUAUCAUUUUAAGUGAUGAUGAAACUACUGGUGGUACUUAUGAAUUUAAUGUCGAUUCAAAUAAAAGAUUAGCUAGUAGUAAAAUGGUUGAUAGAUUUGUUGAAUCUCAAGGUUAUUCCACAUCAUCAUCAUCAUCAAAAACUUCUGAUAUUCCUGAAAUUAUGGAAUUGGAUCAUGUCUCAAUUUGGAAAGAUUUGAAUGAUCAAGUCAUCCCACAAUAUUUGUCUUCAAAAGAUUUUGGUUAUAAUAACUCAUUAGCUAUGAGACAAAGAUCAAUUAUUGCUUUAAGUGAAGAUAAAUUCAAAUAUCCUGGUACUAUUCAAUCUCAAAUUGAUGAUUUACAAAAAAUUGAUAAAAAUUCUUUAAAUCCUCAUCAAAAAAUGUAUCUUGAAGGUCUUAAAGAAUGUUCUAAAUAUGAUGAUUCCAAUGAAAUUAGAUAUUUUAAAAUGGCUACUAUUAAUCCAAGUGAUCCUCAUAAUAAAGAAAGAGAAUGGGGAUGGCAUUAUGAUUGGAGAUAUUUCAAUGGGGCUUUAAAUUAUGAAAAACCUGGUUGGAAUCAACAAGAAAUGACCCAUAGAACUAAUAUUAUUUUAGAUAGAUUAUUAAGAAAUUGGCAAAGAUUUUCUAUUGAAAAAGGUAUUAUUACAUGGAUUAUGCAUGGUCCUUUAUUAAGUUGGUAUUGGAAUGGUUUAAUGUUUCCAUAUGAUAAUGAUAUUGAUAUUCAAAUGCCAAUUGAUGAAUUAAUUAAUUUAGCUCAAAAUUAUAAUCAAACUUUAGUUGUUGAAAAUCCAAGUGAAGGUUAUGGAAAAUAUUUAAUUGAAGUUAAUAGUUAUAUGCAUAAUCGUGGAGUUUCUGCUAAAGAAAAUCAUAUUGAUGCAAGAUUUAUUGAUGUUGAUUCUGGUAUUUAUAUCGAUAUUACUGCUUUAAGUAAUUCUAAUGUCAAACCUCCAAAAGAAUAUGAAGAUAAAAAAGAAUUGGUUGAUUUAGGUCAAGAUAAAUUAAUUUUCAAUGAUAGAAGAAAACAUUUCUAUAAUUUAGAUCAAAUUGGUCCUUUGAAAUUUUCCAUGUUAACCGGUAUUCCAGUAUUAGUACCUCAUGAAAUUACAAAUAGAUUAAAAUUUGAAUAUUCAAAAGGUUUAUCAUCAUUUGAAUUUAGUGGUUGGUUAUUCAUCAAAAAAUUGAACUUAUGGGUUCAUAAAUCAAAUUUAGAACCUUUAAUAACUAAACCAGAAGGUGCUGAAAAAUUAACUAAUGAAUUCAUAUUAGAACAAUUUGAAUCUUAUGAUAAAUUAUUGGAAUUAUUAGAUUCAAAUCAAGAAAUCCUUCAAGAAUAUUAUUUAACAAAAUCUUUAACUAAUUUCCAUAAUUUCCAAAAAUCGGUAUUAUUUGAUGAUGAUGGUUUAGAUAAACCUUUAGAUUUAGAAAAAUAUAAUACUUAUAAAAAAGAAUUCAAAUUAACUCGUCCUUUAAGAAAAGCUUUAUUUGAUUAUGAAAAAAUAGAAAGAGUUAAACAUCAUACUGAUUAA